Messenger RNA from Leptopilina boulardi, 2709 nucleotides. RefSeq lists its product as uncharacterized. The record is from RefSeq and is a predicted model, not a curated record. Bases 315 to 2411 code for a protein of 698 amino acids. Lineage: Eukaryota; Metazoa; Arthropoda; Insecta; Hymenoptera; Figitidae. The transcript has 3 exons.
UUCGCUGGUUGUAGUCGUGUUUAACCUCUACAAAUUGCAAUAUGUUAUUUAUAUUUCAGUUUAUGUGCUUCCCAUUAUUAUUUCACGAAUAAUUACAUCAUUUGAGAGUUGAUUCAACAUUUUAUAAUAUAUCUAUCUUGCAAAUUGCAAUUAUUUAUAUUCCAGUUCAGGAGCUUCCCAUUAUUAUUUAAAUUUGCGUUGUAUUUAUUUUGCGAAUUACAUCAUCAGUGGAUUUAACAUUUUUAUAAUAUCUAUAUACAAUUUAAUAUUUCUCAAUGAUAUAGUUUUCGAAACAGUUAAUAUAUAAAUUAAAAAUGUUUUCAAGGAAUAAGAAUAAAAAAGAGGAGAUCAGCAAAGAAGAAAUAAAGCAAUUAUUAGUCUUCUCAGCAACUAGAUAUCAACAAGACUUUUAUGAGCUUUUAAGUGAUUUCAAUGAAUAUGAUCCUCAAAAAUCAUAUAUUCUUAAAAAUUGCAUUGGAAUAAUUUUAUAUGGUCCACCAAAGGCAGAAGAAAAUCAAAAUUAUGAAGAUGGAGAUUCACUUUUUCAAUAUAAACCAAUGCAAAUGAAAAAAAUUGAUAGAUUAUUUUUAAAAAUAGCUGAACAUGGUACACAGGAAAAUAAAAUGAUUCUCUGUGGUUUAAUUUACAAUGUGAUAUUUGACGAUAAGGCAAUUAAAUUGGUAAAUGAAAUUAUUCAUAAAGAAGAAGAUUUUAAUGGAGAUUGCCUAGUGAAAUAUGUAAAUCCAAUUCCAGUAUUUAAAGUUUUAAAAACUACAAUUAUUAAGAAUGACGAGACAAAAGUGAAUGGUAUAAAAAUGGAAAUCUAUUAUAUUGAUACAAAUGAAAGGGUUUAUAAAAAUUGGGAGGGUUAUUUAACAAAUAAUGUAUUACCACGUUGUAUUAUGGUUGUGCCUUAUAAUGGAGAAUAUCAAGGAGAUGAAAGUGAACAAUGGACGGAGGAAAUGUCUUAUAUUCGAUUGGAAAUUCAUGAAUCUCCAGCAUGUCGGAAUAAAAUAUUCACAAAAUUAGACGCAUCAAGUACUGUUAUUAGUUUGGGAGGAAUGGCAGUUUGUGCAGCAUCACUUGUUACACCAGUUGGUGCUAUUGCACUUGCAGCAAGUAGUGUUGGACUUGGUGUGAGUUCACUUUGGACAAUAGGCAGAAGUACUCAAACAUUAGUUGAUCGUUCUAAACAUCAACAAUCGAUUAAUAUAUUGAAUAGAGAAGGAUUUUCCUGUUGGUUUAAUAUUGGAUCGAGUGCAUUUGGAGUUGCAUCGGCUGGAGGAUCAAUUUUAUUGACGCGAGCAAUUGCAAAAGGUUCAUCAAUAAGUAGAACAUUUCAAUUGGUUCACGAUGGUGUACAAAUUGGUAAUUUAACUGCAACUGGAAUAAAUGCUGGUAUAUCGAUUUUUAAUAUUUACGAUACAUAUAAAGAAUCAAAAACAGUUUCUAAACAAGAUGUUUUUAAUUUAAUUGCAACAUUACUUGUAUUGGGUAAUUCUGUUAUGAAUUAUAAAUGUUCAAAAACAUUGAUAGAAAAUCAUCAAAAUUCAAUUAUUAAAAAUUAUGAAGCAAGUUUAAGAAGUAAUAGACAUAAAAAGGCAUUUAAAAAAAUGGUUAAUAAUACAAAAUCAAUUAUUGAAAAUCCAGUGGAAUUGAAAGAACAAAUUAUUCGUGGAAUCAAUAAAAUAGAAAAUAAAGAUGAAUUUUUCGCAUCAAUAAUAAGAAAUAAGAAAAAUUUUUCUUCUGAGGGAAUUAAACCUGCUUUUAUUGAUGGUAAUAUUGUGAUUAAUGGUAAAACAUUUAAGAAUCCGAUUGAUUUUGUAAAAAGCUUUUCGAUGACUGAUUCAAAUACUUCUUUAGCAAUGCGAACGCCUAUUGUUACAACAAAUAUCACUAUUCCUAAUAAGAGUAUUUUUGAAAAUGCUCUUACUGACUUUAUAGCGCGACAUACAAAAGAAUUAGCUGCUCUUGCAACACCAAAGAUAAAAGACUUUUUUUAUGUUUUAACUGAUAUUAGUAAAAUUGAUAAGGCCGACGUUAUAUUUACAAAACUUCUUAUUAUUUCAAUUAAAUUAGUAAAAGCAUUAAUUGAAGAAAAAAAUCCUGUAUCAAAUAUUCUCGCAAGAGCUGUUGACUUUCUAUGGAAUUACAUUAAAACUUGUAUCAAAGAAAGUUUAGAAGAAUUGGUUAGUGAAUCUCAACAAUUUCGAGAAAUAUUAAUGAAAGUAUUAAUUAAUUUAUAUUCUUCGGUUGAAGAAAAAUUAGACGAAUGGAUAUUUUCUUUUAAAGAAUAUUUAAAAAAAAAAUGUGAACAAUUUGAAGAUGGAGUCUAUGAAUAUUGCAGUAAUCAAUUUGAAAGAAUAAAUAUUGCCUCAAGUUCACUUCUGUCGAAUGGCACAAUUUCUUAAACAUUUACAAAAUUUAUUAACAUUAGUGAGAUAAUAAAAGUAAGUUCGAAAAAGAAAAUAAGUGCACUUAUUUUUUAAUGUAACAACGCACAAGUAAGAUAAUUUUUGUGAUUUUAUUUAAGAAAAAUUAGUGUCUAAUUAUAGUUUUAAUCGCAAAAAAGAAAAUUCCUGAUCUGAUUAUAUAUCAUUUUGUACUAAACUGAAUUAAAUUCAGACAAAUCUGAAGCUAGAAAUUUAAUUUUAUAACAAUUAUAAAUAAUAGAAAAUUGUAAUUUGAAAUAAAUAAUUUUCACUAAAA